AUGCAAAUUUUAGCUAUAGUUAUCCUCGUCUGCUAUUUUUACACAAAAUAUGUGUUUAUUUAUCCCAAAAAACUGCAGACGGCCGCCCGCUAUGUGCGCAAAAAGCGUCGCACGCUGCGCAAGAUUAUGAACUUUGCGCUGAAUCGUGAGGGCGGUGGCAUCUACAUGAGCCAUACGGCCGGACAAUGGCUAUUCGAUGGGUUUUACGACUCGCUUAUUGACUUUGUUGAGCGUCUGCACUCGCCGCUGUUGCCCAUAUUUAGCGACCAUUUCGGCUGGUUCUAUCAGCGCAACAAUUCGAAGACGGCCGAGGGAAAUUUCACAAUACACACGGGCCGGGGUGAUCUCAGUUGGAUGGGCGAGCUGCAGAUGUGGAAUGGCAGCGUCCAUACGGGCUACUAUGAGGGCGAGUGCGGCAAGGUCAAUGGCAGCACGGGUGAGCUGUGGGCGCCGGGUCGCCAGUGGCACGAGACAAUUUCCAUAUUUUUGCCAGAUGCAGCGCGCUACAUAAAUCUGUACAGCAUGGCGAAUGUCACAGUUCAGGGCAUCGCUGCCUGGCGCUACGAGACCAGCCAGCUGAGCUUCGACAACGGCCAACUGGCGCCGGAUACGAAAUGUUUUUGUGUUGCCAAACACGAAUGUCCACUGAAUGGUGUGCUAGAUUUCUCACCAGUCGCCAAGCGCGGCCCCAUUUACGUAUCGCAUCCGCACUUCUACAUGACCGAUGAGUACUAUAGAAGAAAUACGACGGGCCUACACCCGAAUCCCGCAGAACAUGGCAUGUAUGUGGUAAUGGAACCGACACUGGGCAUACCACUAAGCCUGAAGGGACAAGUUAUGAUCAGUGCGCUAGUGCAGCGUGACGAGGCUAUCGACUUGCUUAAGGAUAUUGCUUAUGAUCACUAUGCUCCGCUCUUUACAAUUCAACUUUACGCCGACCUGACUGAUGAUCUGAUCGGCCUGCUUAAGCUGGGCUUAAGUCUACCCGCCAUUGGUCAAUUUAUAGGUCUGGCUCUGCUGCUCAUUGCCAUCGUCUUGCUAAUCGUAGGCUUUAUUGUGAGUAAGCAGCAUAAAUGGCACAGAGAGUGCGAAAUUGAAGCCAAUGAACCAGUGCCAGCACUUGAGAGCGACGAAGUCGUUGACAGCUGA
Drosophila arizonae is the source of this 1149-nucleotide messenger RNA. Its product is annotated as protein croquemort. Gene Ontology annotation, molecular function: scavenger receptor activity. The record is from RefSeq and is a predicted model, not a curated record. Gene Ontology annotation, cellular component: cytoplasm; membrane. NCBI's taxonomy places the organism in Eukaryota, Metazoa, Arthropoda, Insecta, Diptera, Drosophilidae.